AUGCAUGACACGGCAAGUGCUCGCGAAGGGGCGGGAGGGGCGCAUGUCCAGGCGGGGCCGGCGCAGGGCACGGCCGGUCUGCUGGACCUCCCGGACAGCCUCCUCGCGGCCCUCGUGCGCGCGCUGACCGAGAACGACGACAACAACGACGACAACGAGGGAGCGCUGUGUGAACUGCUCAGGUGCUCCCACGCCGCCUUCUCGCGGCUGACCCGGGCGGCGACGACCCCGCUGCCGCUGCCAGUGUGGCUUCUGGACACCGACCCCGCGGAGGUGCCUCGCGCUUGGGCCGCGGCACGCUCUGCGCGGUGGGUGCUCACGCAGAAAGGCAUCGACUCGCAGCCGGGCGGGGCGCGGCUGCUCGGCGCCGUGGGCGCGCUCGAGGGGCGGAUCGUCGGGCUGGGCACGGUGUGCGACGUGCACGCGUCGCUGUUCGGGCACGAGUCGCGCCACCGGCUCAUGAGCACGCGCGAGGGUCCCGGGCGCGUUGCGGUGCCUCUGACGUCCGUGGUGGCCGCAUGCGUCCAGGAGAGCAGCCUGGAGACGGUACACAUCGCCACCUCUCUUCACACAGCCGCGGCGGCGCUCGACGUCCUCGCUCGGUCGUGCAAGAGCGGAAACCUGCGAACGUUGCAAGUCACGAUGUGGAGCGACCCCGACGACGACCCCGACGAUGACGACGGCGAAGCCUGGCACCCGCGCCAGGCCACGGAGCAGGUGGCGCGCGCCCUGGGCACCGUCGCGGGGCUCUGCACCCACAUCUCGCACCUAAGCAUCGACGUCGACAUCACGCAGGAGUUCGGCAUCGCGACGGGACUGCUGGCCGUGAUCCACCUGCUCGCGUCCCUGGAGGACGUCCACCUCGGGCUGCACUCGACGGAGGGCUGGGUGGUCACCUCGCACGGCGGCGACGUCCUCCACGCCUCCCUGGCGCAGCUCGCGCGGCUGCCGCGGCUCAAGGCCCUCUCGGUGGCGUGCGGCCUCUGCGACGACGAGCAUCCGGGCGGCUCGUGGCUCGCCGCCCUCACCGGCCUCGAGCUGCUCGCACUCGAGGGGUUUAGAAUACACCUCCCCCACGUCAGGGGCCUCUCAGCCUUGCGACGCCUCCGGAUCACCGCGAACGCGCGCGUCGGGCCCACGCUGCUCGAUGACGCGGCGGUGGCGGCGAUCAACGCGCUCACGAGCCUCGAGGUCCUCGAGCUGAAGCACGUGCGCUGCGCCUGCGCCCCCUCGGCGGAGCUUGACUCCCCCCUGACGACGCUCACCAUGAUGGACGCCGAGCUCCCGUCCGUGGACGGCGCGACGGUCAUCGCUCCGCGCGUGGCGACGCUCCCGAACCUGCGCCACCUCGCGGUCGAGCCGCGGUCCCAGAGCGACGACGUCCGCGGGCCGGCGAUGCACUCCAGCACCGCGCAGGAGCUCAGCCUACUUGCGGACCGCCAAGGGCUGCGGACGCUGCAAGUGCGCGCGUGGCUCACGCCGGCGUCGUGGCGGGAGGUCUGCAGAAUGCACAAGCUCGCGACGCUGGCAGUCGGGCUCGGUGCCGUGCCCACCGGGCGCGACGCGGCCGCUGCUGCGGGCCUCACGUCGCUGCGCUCCCUCGGUCUCAUGUGCGACGACCGGAUCCAGACGUCCGCCCUCGACGCCUUCGCCGCCAGCGGCGCGGCGGCGCACCGCGCGUGGGGCACGUGCGUGGGCCAACUACUCACGCAUCUCCCCCCUGACAGCCUGUCAUACCUCCGCCUCGUCAUGGUGCAUCUGUCGCCGGUGGCGUGCGACGCGUUGCUGCGGUUCCCGCAGCUGGCCACGCUCGAGCUCGCCGGCGCCGGGCCGCUCACCGUGGACAUGUUCAGCACGCUCGCGGCCUGCGCGGCCCUCGAGCACGUCCGCAUCGAGAGUUUUUCGCUGAACGAGGGGGUGCGGGGACUCAUCAGUGCGUGGGGGGGGGUAUUGGGGUCCCGGGACGUCCGGGUCGUGGUCGCGCCGCCCGUGGACGAUGCGCCGUCGCCGCUCGAGGGGGACGGAGCGAGCGGCGAGGAGGUCCACGAGGCGGCGGCGGCCGGCUGGCAACAGCUGGCGCUGACGGCAGCGGCGUCCGACUCGGGGGACGACGAGACGGCGUCCGGCGCGGAGGACGAGGACGAGGACUUCUCCGACGCGAGCGAGUCGUUGUUCGACGACAGCUCCGUCGGCGGCGACAGCGACGCGCACUUGGGGUGGGUGGAUGUCAGCAGCGUGCACGGGCGCGAGGGCGGCUCGGGUGCGCGGUGCGCGGUGGCGUCGCACGCGCUGUCUGCGCCGCCGACGAUCUCGAGCGCGGCCACGUCGCGCAGCGAGUGGUCGGUGGCGGUGGACGCCCUGGACAGCGCGACGCUGCGUGAGGCGGCCCGGUCGAAGUCGAUGCCGGGGUGCGUCGACCUCGGCAUGCGCUGGGGCGAGCCCGAGCGAAGGGGGGGGGUGUUGGGGGUGUCCGGAGCCUGA
Pedinophyceae sp. YPF-701 is the source of this 2481-nucleotide messenger RNA. NCBI's taxonomy places the organism in Eukaryota, Viridiplantae, Chlorophyta, Pedinophyceae. The record is from the annotation of a GenBank genome assembly.